Molecule: messenger RNA, 1199 nt
Organism: Eriocheir sinensis (Chinese mitten crab)
Lineage: Eukaryota; Metazoa; Arthropoda; Malacostraca; Decapoda; Varunidae
Product: NOP protein chaperone 1-like
Exons: 4
Coding region: 38-586 (182 amino acids)
Biological process (GO): box C/D snoRNP assembly
Molecular function (GO): box C/D methylation guide snoRNP complex binding
Source: RefSeq, a predicted model, not a curated record
CUGGUAACGCUGGUGUGUGUGUGUGUGUGUGUCCAUCAUGGCGGCGCCCGUAAACACGUCCUCGGACCUGCUGGCUGUGACGGGGGACGGCAGCACCAAGAGUGUGGUGGAGAACCUGCUGAAACAACCUGACAGACGACCUCCACAGGACAAGCCACGAACUUUUAAAGUAGCCAGGAGUCCCCUGCUGGACCAACUACAGACCUUCUUGCCAGAGUUUCAACGGUCCACUGAGCAGCUACUGUCCCAGCCUCCACAGCAGCUGCACCAUCUCAGUGUCGAGAACACAGAUGAUGAUGCCAGAGUUGUAGAGAUGAACCUCCUGUUGGGGCAAGGAGCACCCAAGGACAGAGGGGAUGAUGGGCAAGGCAUCCACAAUUCAGGGGAGGAGACUAGUGACAGUGACUCAGAUGAUGACCUGCUGCAGACAAGAAGAGUGACAGCUGAGAACCUGCAACUGCCCGGUGAAGUUCAAGGCAAGCGGCAGCAAAGCCUCAUACAGGUGGUGUCAGAGAGCUGUGAAAGGGAGGAGGAACUGUCUGAUGGAGAGGUGACAGUGGCAUCUUCAGCCUCUGGGGAGCGAUGAGUGUAGUCGCACUAUUAUCCCCUUUCACAUUACACCCAUGCGUGUCUUGAUUUGCUUCACAGUUUUACAUGGAUCGAAAAUGUCUAAGAAUGUCAUGGGUUUAAAAGAUGUGAGACUCGCAGAAACUGAAAUGGAAUUAAAACAAAAAUAAAAAGGUUGAUAAUUUUGUUAAAAGAUACUUUAGUAAAGGAAAAUGUAAGAGAAUAUUGCAUGAAAAUUGUAUGUCUCACAAAACUAGGAAAGGACCUGUCAAGAAAUGAAGUGAUGUGGAAAGGAAGAGAAAAAGUGAUCACCAAAAAGUUAAGUAAGAGAUGUCAGGGAACCAUGUGAAAGAUGAAGUGUAAUGCCAGGAAUGUUCAACUGUAUAGGCAUAGCUGUAGACUGUGAUGCAUGCCAACAGUGGCAUCUUUUUUAUACCUACUUUUCAAAAUUUUAUGUGUAAUAUUUAUUUUUAAGGGAAGGUUAGUUGGGGCCUUUCUUGGUACAAAGAGGAGCUGAAGUUGUGCCAAAAGAAAGGAAAUUUCUGAAGGCGGAGGAGCCAAAGAUAACACUGAGACAGCCCUGGGUUACAUGAAACAUUGAAGUGUAAAAUGAAUAAAGAUCAAGCAGCAAA